AAAAAAAAAUGUCUGACGUACCUGACGACGCUAACGCCGGAUGCCCGGGAACUGGAAGUGCCGGAGCUGGUAAGGCUUCAGGAUGUGCUGGAUGUCCAAAUCAGGGGUCUUGUGCUACUGGUCAAGGACCACCACCAGACGCAGAUGUGCCGAAGAUUCAGGAUAGGUUCAGCAGAAUUAAGCAUAAGAUUCUGAUUCUCAGUGGAAAAGGAGGAGUCGGUAAAAGUACUCUCACAUCGAAUCUUGCUCGAGCCCUUGCCUCUGAUCCAUCAAAACAAGUUGCAAUUCUUGACGUGGACAUUUGUGGACCAUCUCAACCAAGAAUGAUGGGAGUUGAGGACGAGGAAGUUCAUAACAGUGCAGAUGGAUGGACUCCUGUCGGAAUUCAGCCAAAUCUGACCCUGAUGAGCAUUGCUUUCUUGCUCGGUGACAAGAACGAUGCUGUGAUUUGGCGUGGAGCUCGCAAGAACGGAAUGAUCAAGCAAUUUCUGAAAGACGUCGAUUGGGGAGAGGUUGAUUAUUUGCUGAUUGAUACACCUCCAGGAACAUCUGAUGAACAUAUUUCUCUUGUUCAAUUCUUAUUGCAAGCAGGUCCAUUGGAUGGUGCAUUGAUUGUCAGUACUCCGCAAGAAGUUUCAUUGCUUGAUGUCAGAAAAGAGGUCAGCUUCUGCGUCAAGACUAAAGUCCCGAUUCUUGGUGUUGUUGAGAACAUGGCUCGUUUCGUAUGCCCCAACUGUGCUCAUACAACUCUCCUCUUCCCAACAUCCACCGGCGGAGCUGAGCAAAUGUGCAAAGAUUCGAAUCUUGAGCUUCUAGCUCAACUCCCAUUGGAACCAGCACUUGCAAAAGCUCUUGACAAUGGAGAAGACUUUUUCGAGACAAAUCCAGAUUCAACGCUGGCAAAAUCGUUUUUGGAUCUUGCUGAGAAAGUUAAGGCAAAGCUUGUUUAAAUUUUCGUAUGUUGCAUUGUUGAUUACUUCUUUUCCUCCAGGAUUCCUAAUUUGUUUCCAUGUUGUGAGUUUUAGAUCAUCAAAAAUAAAUGUUAAAUGUUU
This is a messenger RNA of Caenorhabditis elegans, 1052 nucleotides long. It is a transcript of the gene nubp-1, whose product is annotated as Cytosolic Fe-S cluster assembly factor NUBP1 homolog. The record is from RefSeq and is marked reviewed. The coding region runs from base 9 to 950 and encodes 313 amino acids. NCBI's taxonomy places the organism in Eukaryota, Metazoa, Nematoda, Chromadorea, Rhabditida, Rhabditidae. Gene Ontology annotation, cellular component: cytoplasm. Gene Ontology annotation, molecular function: ATP-dependent FeS chaperone activity; ATP binding; 4 iron, 4 sulfur cluster binding. Gene Ontology annotation, biological process: iron-sulfur cluster assembly. The transcript is spliced from 3 exons.